AUGCUGCAUUUGACAAUUCUGCCUUUAUUGUUCUGUUUUCGACUCGUACACUGCGAUUCGUAUCCGCUAAAUUCGUCGAACGCUGCACGAAUCCAGCAAACACCUUUUAACGAUGAAAAAAUUGUAGUGGUUGAAGACUCAAUGACGAAGUUCAGCGCAUCGGACAUCGAAAUCGGUGAAGACGAGGAGCGGCUGGUGAUUGAUCUCUUUCGAGACUAUAAUUCUUUGAUUAGACCAGUGCAAAAUGUGAGCAGUCCUCCGGUUACGGUUGACUUCGGCGUUGCUAUGAUUCUUCUUAUCAACGUGGACGAGAAGAAUCAGAUUUUACAAACAAACGUAUGGCUUACAAUGAAGUGGAACGAUUUUCAGCUUCGUUGGAAUCCACUCGACUAUGGUAACAUUUCCAACCUUCAUGUGCCUUCCGAUCGGGUUUGGCUGCCCGACAUCGUGCUAUUCAACAAUGCUGACGGCAACUAUGAGGUGUCGUUUCGUUCCAAUGUCUUCGUCGAUUCGACAGGAGAUGUCAUCUGGGUGCCGCCAGCGAUGUUCAAGAGCAGCUGUCGCAUAGAUGUCGAAUGGCUAGUUAAUUAA
Molecule: messenger RNA, 591 nt
Organism: Necator americanus (New World hookworm)
Lineage: Eukaryota; Metazoa; Nematoda; Chromadorea; Rhabditida; Ancylostomatidae
Exons: 6
Coding region: 1-591 (196 amino acids)
Biological process (GO): nervous system process; signal transduction; regulation of membrane potential
Cellular component (GO): neuron projection; postsynaptic membrane; synapse
Molecular function (GO): acetylcholine-gated monoatomic cation-selective channel activity; transmembrane signaling receptor activity
Source: RefSeq, a predicted model, not a curated record